AUGGAAGUCUACAUCGACGAUAUGCUCGUCAAGUCAGCUCAAGCCGCAAACCAUGUCGCACACCUGAAACAAUGUUUUGAUAUUAUGAACAAGUAUAGCAUGAAACUAAACCCGGCGAAAUGCACGUUUGGCGUCACUUCAGGCGAAUUCCUGGGAUACCUCGUUACAAAGCGCGGUAUAGAAGCCAAUCCGAAGCAGAUUUCGGCAAUCAUCAACCUUCCAUCUCCAAGGAACACCCGCGAGGUACAACGCCUAACUGGGCGUAUUGCCGCACUGAAUCGUUUCAUCUCUCGCUCAACGGAUAAGAGCUUGCCGUUUUAUCAGCUGCUUCGUGGAAACAAACGUUUUGAGUGGGACGAAACUUUGUAUCUCUACAUCGCCAUUUCUUUAUCAGCUUGCAAGCUCCACCCUUACUUCCAGUCUCACACUGUUGAAGUCCUGACGAAUCAGCCUCUCCUAACAAUCAUUGACAGCCCGAGCCAGUCAGGACGCCUUGCAAAAUGGGCAGUUGAGUUAAGCGAAUACGACAUUGAGUACAAAAAGCGCACCUGUGCAAAGUCUCAAGUUCUCGCAGACUUCCUUGUCGAACUCUCGCCUAAACUCGAAGUUGAUUCCCCUCCGCCUGAAAUCUGGACACUCGACGUUGAUGGCGCAUCGUCAAAAUUGGGCUCAGGAGCGGACGUACGCUUGACCUCAACAACUGGAGAAAUCCUUGAACAGUCAUUCAGUCUCACCUUCUCCGCUUCAAACAACGAUGCAGAGUAUGAAGAGUUGAUCGCUGGAUUGAUCCUCGCACACGGAAUCAGAGUCAAGAAAAUCCAAGCUUAUUGCGACUCUCAACUAGUCACGCAUCAGUUCAGUGGAGAUUAUGCGGCAAGACACGCGCGGAUGGACGCUUAUCUCAAGGUCGUUCGCGACUUAUCUCAAAAGUUUGAAUCCUUCGAAAUCAUCAAGAUUCCACGAAGUGACAAUGCUCCGGCUGACGCACUCGCGAUGCUCGCUUCUACUUCUGAUCCUGAUCUUCGAAGAGUCAUACUUGUGGAAAGCAUCGAGCAACCAAGUAUCGAUGUCAACUUAUUGCGCCUUCAAUAG
Molecule: messenger RNA, 1092 nt
Organism: Camelina sativa (false flax)
Lineage: Eukaryota; Viridiplantae; Streptophyta; Magnoliopsida; Brassicales; Brassicaceae
Molecular function (GO): RNA-DNA hybrid ribonuclease activity; nucleic acid binding
Source: RefSeq, a predicted model, not a curated record